AUGUUCAAAUUCAUCCUUGUUGCUGCCCUUUUCGGUCUUGCUGCUGCUGCUUCUUCUCCUUUGGACGAAGCUCAUGCUGAAAUCAAGUCUCUUGAUAGCGACAUCUCACCUGAAGGAGUCUUCCGUUAUGCUUUCCAAACCUCAAACGGAAUUGAUGUUGCCUCUGCUGGUAACGCCGAUGCUAUCCAAGGAUCAUACAAAUACGUUUCACCCGAAGGUGUUCAAAUUGUCAUGAGCUACAUUGCUGAUGGUGAGGGUUUCAAGCCAUCCGGUGAUGGUCUCCCAACUCCACCACCAAUUCCAGAGGCUAUUAUCCGUUCUCUUGAAUGGAACGCUGCUCACCCUGAACCAGAAUCUAAGUCAGUGCAAUAUGCCAAGAGCGGUUAAGCUUUUUCAGUUGAAUGUUCUUCGAUAUUAA
Messenger RNA from Episyrphus balteatus (marmalade hoverfly), 418 nucleotides. Its product is annotated as pupal cuticle protein Edg-78E-like. The record is from RefSeq and is a predicted model, not a curated record. Gene Ontology annotation, cellular component: chitin-based extracellular matrix. Bases 1 to 387 code for a protein of 128 amino acids. The transcript is spliced from 2 exons. NCBI's taxonomy places the organism in Eukaryota, Metazoa, Arthropoda, Insecta, Diptera, Syrphidae. Gene Ontology annotation, molecular function: structural constituent of chitin-based larval cuticle.